This is a messenger RNA of Salvia splendens (bonfire salvia), 4914 nucleotides long. Its product is annotated as ARF guanine-nucleotide exchange factor GNOM. NCBI's taxonomy places the organism in Eukaryota, Viridiplantae, Streptophyta, Magnoliopsida, Lamiales, Lamiaceae. Gene Ontology annotation, biological process: regulation of ARF protein signal transduction. Gene Ontology annotation, molecular function: guanyl-nucleotide exchange factor activity. The record is from RefSeq and is a predicted model, not a curated record. The coding region runs from base 203 to 4552 and encodes 1449 amino acids. The transcript has 3 exons.
UUUUCUCUAAAUUUCACCUUCUUUUUUUAAUUUUCUCACUGCUCCUCGCCAGUCAACAGGAAAUCAAUCCACCGGCGAUUUUGAUCCUCAAAUAUCGCCGCCGGAAACCUGGAUUUCCACUGUCAAACCUCGGAUCUACUCUGCACUAAUCUUCUCUGUCUUUGGUUGAUUACUUGUUCAAAGGUGCAAUUUUCUCUUAGCAAUGGGGCGUUUAAGGUUACAAUCUAGCAUCAAUGCAAUUGAAGAGGAACCCGAAGACUGUGAGGCUACCUCUGCUAAUAAGGCUGCAAUGGGAUCUAUGAUUAAUUCAGAGAUAGGAGCAGUACUGGCAGUCAUGAGAAGGAAUGUGAGAUGGGGAGGUCGUUAUGCAUCUGGUGAAGAUCAGUUGGAACACUCUCUCAUUCAAUCUCUUAAAAACUUGAGAAGACAAGUAUUUUCAUGGCAACAUGACUGGCAAUCUGUCAAUCCUUCCUUGUAUCUCCAGCCAUUUCUUGAUGUAAUUCGGUCGGAUGAAACAGGGGCUCCAAUUACUGGUGUUGCACUGUCAUCUGUGUACAAGAUUUUGACUCUUGAUGUACUGGAUAUGAAUACUGUCAAUGUUGAUGAUGCUAUGCAUCUGGUAGUUGAUGCAGUUACUAGCUGUAGAUUUGAGGUAACUGAUCCUGCAUCUGAAGAAUUUGUAUUAACCAAGAUACUUCAAGUUCUAUUGGCUUGCAUGAAAAGUAAAGCAUCAGUGAUGUUGAGCAAUCAGCAUGUUUGUACCAUUGUGAACACCUGUUUCCGAGUAGUACAUCAAGCUGGUACCAAAGGCGAACUUUUACAAAGGAUGGCCCGUCACACUAUGCAUGAAAUUGUUAGAUGCAUUUUUUCUCACCUUCCAGAUGUUGACAAUACAGAACGGUCACUGAUAAAGGGAGGCAGUUCUAUAAAAAAUGAGGCUGCUGGACUUGAUCCUGAUUACAGUUUCAGCAGCAACGCAGAAAAUGGCAGUGGAAAUUCUGAGUAUGAUGGCCGACUCUCCUCUGGAGUUUUGAGUUCUGCAUCUGGCCUUAUGAGCAGUGUGGUGGAUGAAAGUACUGCCAGGGGUGACAAUGGGAAGGAUGUAGUUCCAUUUGACUUGCAUUUAAUGACAGAACCAUAUGGUGUACCCUGCAUGGUUGAGAUUUUUCAUUUUCUCUGUUCGUUGCUUAAUGUUGUUGAGCAUACAGAGACGGGUCUCGGAGCAAAUUCGAUGUCAUUUGAUGAAGAUGUGCCUCUAUUCGCGUUAGGUUUGAUUAACUCAGCAAUUGAAUUAAGCUGCCCUGCUAUGCGACAGCAUCCCAGAUUGUUGAGUUUAAUACAGGAUGAACUGUUUCGUAACCUUAUGCAGUUUGGGUUGUCAAUGAGUCCCUUGAUUCUUUCUAUGGUCUGUAGCAUUGUUCUUAAUUUAUAUCAGUGCUUGCGCACUGAGCUGAAACUUCAGCUUGAAGCUUUCUUUGCCUGUGUGAUCUUGAGACUGGCACAAACUCAGUAUGGAGCUUCAUACCAGCAGCAGGAGGUAGUUAUGGAGGCACUAGUUGAUUUCUGUAGGCAGAAAACCUUUAUGGUAGAAAUGUAUGCAAAUUUAGAUUGUGAUAUAACGUGCGGAAACGUGUUUGAAGAACUUGCUAAUUUAUUGUCAAAGAGUGCGUUUCCAGUGAAUUGCCAUCUGUCCAGUAUGCACAUUCUUGCGUUAGAUGGCCUAAUAGCAGUGAUUCAGGGAAUGGCUGAGAGGAUUGGCAAUGGAUCAACUGGUUCUGAAUUAAAUGCUGUAAAUCUUGAGGAGUAUAUUCCCUUCUGGAUGGUGAAAUGCGACAAUUAUAGUGAUCCUGAUUAUUGGGUCCCUUUUGUUCGCCGAAGGAAGUACAUAAAAAGAAGAUUGAUGAUUGGAGCUGAUCACUUCAAUCGAGAUCCAAAGAAAGGACUAGAAUUUCUCCAAGGAACACAUCUGUUGCCCGAAAAACUUGAUUCCCAGAGUGUGGCUUGCUUUUUCCGCUAUACAGCUGGACUAGAUAAAAAUCUCGUUGGAGAUUUUCUUGGAAAUCAUGAUGAUUUUUGCGUUCAAGUUCUACAUGAAUUUGCAGGAACAUUUGAUUUUCAAGACAUGAACCUGGAUACUGCAUUAAGGCUAUUUCUGGAAACUUUUCGGCUGCCUGGUGAAUCUCAGAAGAUACAAAGGGUGCUCGAGGCAUUCUCUGGGCGAUACUAUGAACAAUCACCUUUGAUCUUAGCAAAUAAGGAUGCUGCUCUCUUGCUGUCUUAUUCCCUCAUCAUGCUUAAUACUGAUCAGCAUAACGUACAGGUGAAGAAAAAGAUGACAGAAGAAGAUUUCAUAAAAAAUAACCGGCGCAUCAAUGGAGGCAAUGACCUACCUCGCGAGUUCCUAACUGAGCUCUAUUACUCCAUCUGCAAGAAUGAGAUUCGCACCACACCUGAACAAGGAGCAGGUUUUGCUGAAAUGACUCCUAGCAGAUGGAUUGAUUUGAUGCACAAGUCCAAAAAAACAUCUCCAUACAUAGUUGCAGAUUCCAGAACCUACCUUGACCAUGAUAUGUUUGCUAUCAUGUCUGGUCCAACAAUUGCUGCUAUCUCUGUGGUAUUUGAUCAUGCAGAAUAUGAGGAUGUUUACCAAACAUGUAUAGACGGAUUCUUGGCUGUCGCAAAGAUAUCUGCGUGUCAUCAUCUCGAAGAUGUUUUGGAUGAUCUUGUUGUGUGUCUGUGUAAGUUCACAACACUCUUAAACCCCUCAUCUGUAGAGGAACCUGUUCUAGCCUUCGGUGAUGAUGCAAAAGCUAGAAUGGCCACGGUUACAGUUUUCACUAUUGCGAAUAGAUAUGGAGAUUUUGUCCGUACUGGUUGGAGAAAUAUUCUGGACUGCAUCUUAAGACUGCACAAGCUUGGCCUUCUGCCUGCUCGUGUGGCCAGUGAUGCAGCGGAUGAUUCAGAGAUGUCAUCUGAUCCUGGACAUGGGAAGCCUCUUACAAACUCACUUUCUUCUGCUCAUAUACAAACGAUUGGUACACCUAGGAGGUCCUCCGGCCUUAUGGGGCGAUUCAGUCAGCUUCUGUCUCUUGAUACCGAAGAGCCAAGGUCUCAGCCUACUGAACAACAACUGGCUGCUCAUCAACGCACGCUUCAGACGAUCCAGAAGUGCCAUAUAGACAGCAUCUUCACAGAGAGCAAGUUCCUGCAAGCUGAUUCCUUAUUGCAGCUUGCACGGGCACUUAUAUGGGCUGCUGGACGACCGCAGAAGGGCAAUGCAUCGCCUGAGGAUGAGGACACUGCGGUGUUCUGCCUGGAACUGUUGAUUGCAAUUACUUUGAAUAACCGUGACAGAAUUGGGCUUCUGUGGCCAGGUGUUUAUGAUCACAUAGCAGGUAUAGUUCAGUCAACAGUAGUGGCUUGUGCCUUGGUUGAGAAGGCAGUUUUUGGUCUUCUUCGCAUUUGCCAGAGACUGCUUCCAUACAAGGAGAAUCUGGCCGAUGAACUUCUGAGAUCACUACAACUGGUUCUCAAACUUGAUGCUCGAGUUGCUGACCAAUACUGUGAGCAGAUAACACAGGAGGUCAGCCGCUUGGUGAAAGCAAAUGCUACUCAUAUCCGAUCUCCAAUGGGGUGGCGAACCAUUGCUUCUUUACUUUCUAUCACUGCUAGACACCCUGAUGCUUCCGAAUCAGGAUUUGAAGCCCUCUCAUUUAUAAUGGCUGAUGGAGCCCACCUAGCCCCAGCAAAUUUUGUACUUUGUGUGGAUGCAGCUAGGCAAUUUGCAGAAUCUCGCACAGGACAGACUGACAGAUCAGUCCAUGCUGUGGAUCUUAUGGCAGGAUCUGUUUCUUGUUUGGUACGCUGGGCCCAAGAUGCUAGGGAAGCCAUGUCCGAAGCAGAAGCUGCAAAAUUGUGUCAGGACAUCGGUGAGAUGUGGCUGAGGCUUGUCCAAGGAUUGAGGAAAGUUUGUCUGGACCAGAGGGAAGAAGUUAGGAAUCACGCUCUCCUAUCUUUGCAAACGUGCUUAACAGGGGUAGAUGAGAUCUGCCUUCCUAUCGGCUUCUGGCCGCAGUGCUUUGAAAUGGUGAUAUUCACAAUGCUUGAUGACUUGGCUGAAAUUGCUCAAGGGAACCCUCAAACUCAAAAAGAAUACCGAAACAUAGAAGGAACUCUCGUUCUCUCCUUGAAACUGCUCACGAAAGUGUUCUUACAUUUGCUCCAGGAAUUAUCACAACUGUCGAGCUUCUGCAAGCUGUGGCGCAAUGUGAUUGGCCGGAUGGAGAAGUACAUGAAACUCAAGGUCAAAAGGGGUGAGAAGCUUCAGGAGCUAGUGCCAGAACUUCUCAAGAACACCCUGCUUGUCAUGAAGACGAAAGGGGUUCUCGUUCCCACUAGUACUCUCGGGGGAGACAAUGUGUGGGAACAGACAUGGUUGCACGUCAAUAAGUUGUUUCCCUCUCUCCAGUCGGAGGUGUUCCUAAAUCAAGAUUCAGAGCUGUUGCAAUCUAACGAAGGUGAUACCACUGCAGGAGAGACGGAUGAUGCUUAAAACAAAUGCCAACGCAGGUAGAGAUGAUACGCAUAUACUUGGCUGAGUAUAGUAUAUUACAACCUUGUCAUUUUUUCGGAGUGAAUUAUACUAUCAUUUAGACUUAGUGGUAGUAGUCGAGCCGGAAGGUUAAAUUUUGCAAAUUUUCAGGUAUGUAUCUCUUACAACGCAGAAUUUGCCUUGGUUUUGGUCUUCUCUAAGUAGGAAGGCUAUUUACAUUGUUACGCUUACUUGUGCUCUGAUUAUGCACAGGAAGCUCAGUGUCUUAUAUUCGGAGUCUCUAUCUAGCAGACUGCUUAUAUUGUACAUAAUCUGAAAUUCUAACUUUUAUUUCGACAAUACUAUCAUUUGAUUAUCGUUCA